GCCCUCAGCCCGCCCUAGGAGCUCGAGGGACUCGGACGUCCCCCGCAGGAACAUGCACUUCAGGAGCGGUCCACCUCUUCUGCUGCUUCUGCUACCUCUUUGUCUGCUGGGGAGCGUGGUGGAGGUGAAAGCGCAGGACUGGGGGUACCUGCAGGAGGCCCUCAAGGCCUUGGAUCUUCCCCCGGGGACGGACGACGGACCUCAGCUCCAGAGGAACAAAACCGGGGUCCUGAUCUCCACGCUUCUUCAGGCGGUGCACUGUGCAGAGCAAACAGGGACCUCUCAAGACAAUUGCGACGAGUGCCUGACACCGGACACAGCCCUCUCUGUGCUAGAGGAUGAUGGGAAAUCUUACCUCACUGAGGACGACUACCAGCGGAUCUCAACUGUUCUGCUGUACUACAUCAUUAACUUGCGCGAUCUGUGUGUGUCAGAUGCUGCCUCCUCUUCCUCCUCUUCAUCCCUUUCCUCCCUUUCCUCCCUUUCCUCUCUUUCCUCCUCCUCAUCUGGGAACUAUCAGUUCUACCUCCUGGCCCUCACCAAUCUACAUCCAUCUGAGGAUGACCAGUUCCUGUCACUCAGUGAAACCCAGAGUAUUCUGCAGGUCAUCACCCAGCACUACCACCCCUCCAACCUCCAAGAAACCUCCUGUAAUGUGCAAUGCAUCGAUGCCGCUCAUCUACUCGAAGAUGUUGACGUCAAAGAAUAUCCAGGUGCUGGCGAGUCCUCUGUGCCCAGAGUGGCUGCAGCCAUUAUCAGCCACAUCCUGCAGGGCCACUGUUUCAGACGGACGAAUCUACCGUCACCUGCCUUCUUCACCGACUACAUCUUUCAAUCCCUGAAUUGCACAACUAACCUGCAGAUCACAGGCUUGGAGGAGCUGCUUCAUCAGCUGGGAGUAGGCCGGGAAGGAGCAUCUCUCUCUCACGACAGGAAGAGGCGGAGCAUCACAGGCUGUAACCAUGAAACUGGAGCAAAAAACAGAGACUGGGCUGAGGUAUGUUUUUCAACUAAUCAGCUGGUGGAUAUUUUUGCCCUGGAUCCUCAUUCACCCAUUUCCAAGGAGCACUUCAGACAGAUUUGCCCGGCCAUUAUUCAGCAGUUGCUAAGCAACGCCUGCGAGUCUGCAGAGCCAAAAACAAGAGGAUCACUGCCCACUGCUCUGGAGAAGUAUGGCUACAGCACGGCUGCCGUCCUGCUGAUCACUGUGGGCUCCAUGUUCGGCAUCUGCCUGAUCUUCUUCAACUCUUGCCAGGAGACGUACACGCUCAUCCUGCAGCUGUUUGUGGGCCUGGCGGUGGGAACCCUGUCAGGAGACGCUCUCCUGCACCUCAUUCCACAGAUUCUGGGCCUCCAUGGCCACACUCAUGUCAGUGAUGACGAGCAACACACUGAAGGGAAGGAGUAUCUGUGGAAGAUUCUUGGCAUGAUCGCUGGGAUUUAUGGCUUUUUCCUUAUUGAAAGAAUGUUCUCCUUUAUAUUUCCUUCUCAUGGCCACGGUCAUUCCAGUGACAUCCCCCUGGAGCUCAACUGUAAUGGUCGGUCACAGAGAGGCAAGUCCAUCUCCACCAUACAGCUGGGACCGGUGGAUGACUUGGAGUGUACAGAAAUAUCUCCUGAACAUGCAGACACGAGGAGGCCUUCACAUCAGAGACAGGGGGUUCCCCUGCUGGCCGUGAUGGUAAUUGUGGGAGACAGCCUCCAUAAUUUUGCCGAUGGCCUGGUCAUCGGGGCGGCCUUCUCCUUUUCAGCAGAGACUGGAAUGGCGACCACCGUGGCCAUCCUGUGCCACGAGAUCCCGCAUGAGAUGGGGGAUUUUGCGGUGUUGCUCAGCUCUGGACUCUCGGUGAAGAAGGCCAUGCUGAUGAACCUCCUCAGCGCUCUGACGGCCUUCAUGGGCCUCUUCAUUGGACUCUUUGUUUCUACAGAGGCAGACGUGCAGCAGUGGAUCUUCGCCGUCACUGCAGGGAUUUUCCUCUACUUGUCACUGGUAGAAAUGCUUCCAGAGAUGAGUCGGGUGAAGACCAACAAACCGUGUCUCCUGUUUUUCCUGCAGAACCUGGGUCUGUUGAUGGGUUGGUCCUGUCUCCUGCUCCUUGCGCUCUUUGAACAUGAACUCAAAUUCUAAAGUGCACACCUGACCUACAGUGUCUCUUCAUGCAGGGUCUGAACCGAAAUAACUGCUGACCUGAUUUCUAGUGUUUUUGAAUUCUUUUUUUUUUUAAAUAAGUUGAUUAUUAUCUGUUGCUGUGCACAAACAACUGUCUGUGCAAGUGUUAGUUUGUGGUUAUUAUUGGUGAGUAUUUCAUGUCGUCAUAAUCUCAGCUGGAGGCUGCAGUAAACAUUUCUUUUUAUACAUGAUGAUUUAUUUUUGUUAAGUGUCAUGGGGGCCUGUAUCUGACUAUAGCUCAAACACUUUAUGUGGGAGCAUCAAGCGCAAUUGUGCGUAUCUGUUACGGUCUUGUGGGGAAUUUGUUGAUUUUGUACGAUGUUUUAUUUUAUAUAGUGAUUCAUUAACACUUUAUUCGUCAUUUCUGCAACAUUUCUGAAUAUUUUCCAGUGAAAUCUUUUACAAAUUCUAAGAAAAUUCAAGGCAGUUUUCAGUCAGUACAGUUCCAAUUAAUUGAUUUUACUUUAAGAGAUAAUCCAAUUAUUUAGAUUUGUCCUUCAACACAAUUGGACUACUCACAAAAGAAACAGUAGUGCUUUCCAGGAAACUUUAUAAAGCAUCAGAGGAAUUCUUAGAAAGUUGCAGACCCAUAAUAAAGCAUUAUCUCACUUUAAACAACCUAUAAAUAUACUUUGGCUUAAUGAGAACGUUAGGUGCAGAAAAGGACUCGUUCCUCUUUGUAAGGCUUACGCUGCUUCAAAAUACUUUGUUUCUCUGAAGAGCUGUUUUCAGAAGCAUCGCUCCGGUUCAGCGUCUCAUCUCGGAGGCAUCGCUCUUUGUUUUUGAGGCCUCUCUGCUGCGAUCCAGCAUGAGGCCACUUCCACCCACCUGAGCCAUUUGUUCUCUCCAUCCACCAACCUGGAUGACUAACGCUCGCUCCAGAAGACAGCAAAGCUCUGGAGCGAUGCGGCCCACACAGCACACGCACGCACGCUCUUCACCGGCCAGAGUGGGCCUGCAGAAGGAGGUGGCUGAAGAAGAGAAUGCGAUGAAUACAUCACUGUAAUGAAAUAAAUGAAACGCAGUAAAUCAACUUAUUUGUACAUAAAAUUGGAUUUGUGAUAUCGAGCAAAUGAGUGAGCUAAGCGGAUUUUUACAUCGGCUUGUUGUGACUAAAUUCUGCUGCUCUCUUGAGUAAAUAGCCUUAUUUGUGCCGAGGAUUAAUUUCAUUGCAGAAUGUGCACAGUGAUUAUGUGAAUUUUCCAUCCUAAGCUUGCUAACAAAGUGCAAAGUCAGUUACAUUGACGGAGUCGUGACACUAUUCCACUGUCACAUCAGAAAGAGCUGACGCCAUUCGUUGCGACUUCCCGAGAAAUGCUAAGACAAUAGCAGGAAGUCCCGAGCAUUUUCUCUUAUUCUAGCAACUCUGCUGUUGUCCCCUGUGGCAUAUCCAGGAAAGCUUCAGACCUGAUGGCUUGUUUUCUGUGUAAAUCUGCUUGUUUGCGCUAAAGAGGCAUUUUCUGGCAUGUGUGCAUCUUUUCGAGGCAGCUGCUGCCAGGAUGGAGGAAGGAAGAGCUCGUUAUCUGGGGCAUGUUGGUGUGAACAUGGAGUAUCCUCACUUGCUCAGCAGAGACCUGUCGGGGGAGGGGGCUGCUGCAGGGUCAUCAGGGCAGCAGAACACACAGAAAGACACAAAACAAGAAAUAUAAAUGUCUCCCUUUGAUUUGAGAAGGUUUUCACUGAAUACGAUCCACUGCACCUGUUAUUGUCGUCACAAUACCACACGGGAUCUUAAGUUACUGGUUAGACAUUUUUGUGCAUGGUCACAGGACGUGUGACGUCAAAGACACAGAAUUAAGUAAAAAAUAAAGGAUGAAUACGGUGAUUUUUAAUUUCACAAUAGUUUCUUAAUUAUUUGAAACCUGAACUCAGCCUGGAUUUAGUCUCUACUUUAAAGUACUUCAUUAUUUAGCAGUGCACCAACUUUUUUUUAGCUAAAACAACACAUACUGGGCUAUUCUGACUUCUAGCUCUACAGUUUCCUUCAUUUCCCACAAUGCAACUCAAUAUUAGUAGUUGGUUAAACCAUCUACAAUCUCACAUCUUUCAAUCUCCACACAGUUUGUGUUUUAAUGAAGUUUGUAGCAACCAGUCCUAAGUUGAAUAAGUGUCAUCAAUCAUCAGAUUUGAUUUUUCAGACUUUGGAGAGCUUCCUCCAGGACCAACAGUUCAUCAGACAGAUGUUUCCAGAGGCUGAAGAGAAGUAACCAUGACUGAUCAAGAUGUGUUGAGGGAAAACAGUGGUUUCCCCUUUAAAUGACCACAGCACAUGAAACCACUAGAGGGUGAUAGCAGACAACACAACUUCAGAGACACAGUGACUAUGGUGUAAAACUUGUCUCAGCUCAGCUGCAGCUUGUCUGGUCUGUGCAUCACAGCUGUAAAACUGACUGAAUGACAGACAGACUCACUUUAAUCAAGUUGCUAAGACAGAAAACUUUUA
This is a messenger RNA of Paralichthys olivaceus (Japanese flounder), 4613 nucleotides long. Its product is annotated as zinc transporter ZIP12. Lineage: Eukaryota; Metazoa; Chordata; Actinopteri; Pleuronectiformes; Paralichthyidae. Gene Ontology annotation, molecular function: zinc ion transmembrane transporter activity; monoatomic cation:bicarbonate symporter activity. The record is from RefSeq and is a predicted model, not a curated record. Gene Ontology annotation, biological process: zinc ion import across plasma membrane; intracellular monoatomic cation homeostasis. Gene Ontology annotation, cellular component: plasma membrane.